UCCCACGCCCGCUUGCCCCCACGUCCCAGCGUACCUACCCAGCACCCCCACGCCCCACGUACCUACCCAACGCCUCCCACGCCCCAUGCUGCCUUCUUCUUCUUCACGAAAGAAACGGAUCCAAGUCCUUCCUUCCUCCUCCUAUACAGCCGCCAUGGGAGAACCAAAGUAGAAGAAGGAUCUGCUUCAAAAGAGAAAAUCUAAGGGCAGGGUGGUCAGAGCCAUAUCAGGCAACAACAUCAAGUAGGGAGUGUGUGGCAGCAUCCAAAAAAAGGAAGAAAAAAUGCUUGAUCUCAAUGAGUUGCCUCCUGAUCUCAAUGAGCUUCCUCAUGAUACGGAUCAGCAGCAACCCAGCAUGCAACAAGGAAAAUGGACAGAAAAUGGUCGAUCUGUUUACUACACGCAGGCAAGUCAUGAUGGUAACCCUAUGGGCCAUGACAAUGUGGCAGGCCAGUCAUCAGACCGUGGUGCCCCUGUAGUGGUGUCUUUGCAGUCAGAGAGCCAUGCUCUAGAUGACACGGGAACCGAGGCAAAUGUUCCUGGUCCAACCAGGACUGAGCUAGGAGCUGGGGCUGUUGACGGAGCUGUCCAAGGAGAAGAAGGAGAGGAUGAGGCUGGUUCUCAACCUAUGGAACCCUAUGUUGGCAUGAGGUUUGACAACCUUCAAAUUGCUAAGGAUCACUACAACAGCUACGCACUACGGAUGGGUUUCUCUAUCAAGAUGAACACAUCUAGAUGGACACCCUGCACCAAUGAAUUGAUAAAACAACAGUUUUGCUGCAACAAGUUCAAGAAGCCCAAAGCUGAUGAUGGAGGAGCCGAGGCUCCUCCUAUCCUGGACCCUAUUCCAGAUCCAAAAUCUGUUGACAGUGAUGAGGAGAUGGAAGUAGAACCUCCAAUAUUUGCUGAAGAGGAGGCUGGUACUAGUAAGAAGAAGAAGAAGCGCAAACGCGAGAUAAUAAAGCAGACUCAGUGCAAAGUGAAAAUGUUGGUGAAGCUGAUAGAUGGGCGAUGCAAGGUGACGCACUUUGUUCGUGACCACAGUCAUCCGCUCGUGAACAAACCUUCAUUAUCCAAAUACUUGAGAUCCCACCAAGGCAUCUCACCUGAUGAAAAGGAGUUUCUGCGCAUCUUGUAUAACUGCAACUUGACUACAUGUGUGGUGUUUUUCUAUAUCCCUUAAAGAAUUAAGUUUUCCUCUAGGCAGUCCAGUGUGCAACUGUUAUGGUACUACUGUGCAACUGAAAUGACUUAACUAUGCAACUGGUGUCCAACUUCCCAUGUUGUUUGUAUAUCACUUUUGGUGCUUGUUGUGCAACAAGAUUGUCU
This is a messenger RNA of Triticum aestivum (bread wheat), 1329 nucleotides long. RefSeq names its product protein FAR1-RELATED SEQUENCE 5. Lineage: Eukaryota; Viridiplantae; Streptophyta; Magnoliopsida; Poales; Poaceae. The transcript has 2 exons. Bases 284 to 1183 code for a protein of 299 amino acids. The record is from RefSeq and is a predicted model, not a curated record.